Haemonchus placei is the source of this 987-nucleotide messenger RNA. NCBI's taxonomy places the organism in Eukaryota, Metazoa, Nematoda, Chromadorea, Rhabditida, Trichostrongylidae. The record is from the annotation of a GenBank genome assembly.
AUGGGAGAAGUGUGGACCGGUUUGAUGCAGUCAGUCGGAGCAAGUAGGAAGGUAUUUGAAUACAUCGAUCGCGUGCCAAAGAUUCUCCACUAUGGAACGGCUCAGCCAUCGCUUUUGAAGGGACGCAUUGAGUUCCGUAAUGUCCAUUUCAGUUAUCCUACGAGAAGCAAUUUGCCAAUUCUCCGCGACUUAUCGUUCACAGUUGAACCUGGAGAGACGGUAGCUCUUGUCGGUCCAUCCGGAUCUGGGAAAUCGUCAUGUAUUGCUUUGCUGGAAAAUUUUUAUCAGCCGAACGCUGGUCAAGUUCUCGUCGAUGGAGUACCUUUAGAGGAUUACGAGCACCAUUACAUUCACAGAAAAAUUGCUCUCGUCGGGCAGGAACCUGUGCUUUUCGCCCGUUCUGUAACUGAAAAUAUUCGCUACGGUGUCGACGUCAUGGAAUCGGACGUGGUAAGAGCAGCUGAGCUGGCCAAUGCACACGGAUUUAUCAUGCAAACAACGAUGAAAUACGAGACCAAUGUUGGGGAAAAAGGCAGCCAAAUGUCGGGUGGUCAAAAGCAACGGAUAGCCAUAGCUCGAGCCCUGGUUAGAGAGCCAGCCAUUCUUCUACUCGACGAGGCUACCUCGGCCCUAGAUACGGAGUCUGAGCACCUGGUGCAGGAAGCCAUUUACAAAAACCUCGACGGAAAAAGUGUGAUUCUGAUAGCCCAUCGAUUGUCUACGGUCGAAAAAGCCGACAAAAUCAUUGUCAUCAAUAAGGGCAGAGUAGAGCAGAUAGGAACGCACGAAGAACUGCUGAGGAUUCCGGGUACAUACGCUUCACUUGUUGCUAGACAAAUGAUGGGCGAACAACAACGACCACGGCCAGCCCAACUCAUGGCUUCCACUCAAUCAAGGGCCAUCAGCGUCAGCGGUAGUCAUCACGUUGCACCAUCUCUGUUGUCCUCAAGUUUUACGCAUUCAGCAAGUAGUGUGACGUCACGCUAG